GCAGGCCGAUGGCGCAGCGGUACGACGACUUGCCCCAUUACGGCGGGAUGGAGGGGGUGGGCCUCCCCAGCACCAUGUACGGGGACCCCCACGCCGCCCGCUCCAUGCAGCCCGUCCACCACCUCAACCACGGGCCGCCGCUCCACUCGCACCAGUACCCGCACACGGCCCACACCAACGCCAUGCCGCCCAGCAUGGGCUCCUCCGUCAACGACGCGCUCAAGAGGGACAAAGAUGCCAUCUACGGCCACCCGCUCUUCCCCCUUCUAGCACUGAUCUUCGAGAAAUGUGAACUGGCCACCUGCACGCCCCGGGAGCCCGGGGUGGCGGGGGGCGACGUGUGCUCGUCGGAGUCCUUCAACGAAGACAUCGCCGUGUUCGCCAAACAGAUCAGAGCAGAGAAACCCUUAUUUUCUUCUAAUCCCGAACUGGAUAACUUGAUGAUUCAAGCCAUACAAGUAUUAAGGUUUCAUCUGCUGGAAUUAGAGAAGGUACACGAAUUAUGUGACAAUUUCUGCCACCGGUAUAUUAGCUGUUUGAAAGGGAAAAUGCCUAUCGAUCUGGUGAUAGACGACCGAGAAGGCGGAUCAAAAUCAGACAGUGAAGACAUAACCAGAUCAGCAAAUCUAACAGACCAGCCUUCCUGGAACAGAGACCACGACGACACGGCGUCAACACGUUCAGGGGGCACGCCGGGGCCCUCCAGUGGGGGGCACACAUCACACAGCGGAGACAACAGCAGCGAACAAGGUGACGGCUUGGACAACAGUGUAGCUUCUCCAAGCACAGGUGAUGACGAUGAUCCAGAUAAGGAGAAAAAGCGGCAUAAAAAGCGUGGCAUCUUUCCCAAAGUAGCCACAAAUAUCAUGAGGGCAUGGCUGUUCCAGCAUCUAACACAUCCUUACCCUUCAGAAGAACAGAAAAAGCAGUUGGCACAAGACACAGGGCUCACAAUACUUCAAGUGAACAACUGGUUUAUUAAUGCUAGAAGAAGAAUAGUUCAACCCAUGAUAGACCAGUCCAAUCGAGCAGUCAGCCAAGGAACACCUUAUAACGCAGACGGACAGCCAAUGGGAGGUUUUGUGAUGGAUGGUCAGCAGCACAUGGGGAUCCGAGCGCCCGGACUGCAAAGUAUGCCCGGGGAUUACAUGUCUCGGGGUGGUCCAAUGGGCAUGAAUAUGGGACAGCCAAGUUAUACGCCACCCCAGAUGCCCCCACAUCCGGCUCAGCUGCGCCACGGCCCCCCAAUGCAUUCCUACAUUCCUGGACACCCACACCACCCCGCAAUGAUGAUGCAUGGAGGGCCACCCCACCCUGGAAUGCCGAUGUCAGCAACUAGCCCCACCAUGCUCAACACAGGAGACCCAGCAAUGAGUGGACAAGUCAUGGACAUUCAUGCUCAGUAGCUUACGGGAAUAUACUUUUUACCUUCAACGACGGCAGAGUUGAAUGUCGUCGCUUGGCAGUGACUUGACGGAGUUCCGAUCUUGGCAUCUAGUUUGGACCAAGGGACUAUCCUCAUUCGUCUUUUACAGGGACCCUGGAAAGCAGGAUGAAACACACCGCAACCGGUUCAACGUCUGGGGGACAUGCAGAAAUAACUAUAUAAGGCAACAGAGUGGAAUAUUGUAAAAUGCUAUUAUUCUAUUAACCAUAUUACGUUGUUUCUUAUAGAUUUUUUAAGAAAAAAAUGUGAAUUUUUUUCCACACUAUGUGUGUUGUUUCCAUAGCUCUUCAAUUCCUCCAGAAGCCUCCUUACAUUUUAAAAAAGAGAGAGAAA
This is a messenger RNA of Euleptes europaea (tarantolino), 1780 nucleotides long. RefSeq names its product Meis homeobox 1 (gene MEIS1). The record is from RefSeq and is a predicted model, not a curated record. Gene Ontology annotation, molecular function: RNA polymerase II cis-regulatory region sequence-specific DNA binding; DNA-binding transcription activator activity, RNA polymerase II-specific. NCBI's taxonomy places the organism in Eukaryota, Metazoa, Chordata, Lepidosauria, Squamata, Sphaerodactylidae. Gene Ontology annotation, biological process: positive regulation of cell population proliferation; embryonic pattern specification; angiogenesis. The coding region runs from base 9 to 1406 and encodes 465 amino acids. The transcript is spliced from 12 exons.